AGCACUCCACCAUGUGCUCCCGCCAGGACAAGGACCAGUGCCACACACAGGAGCGCUACACCCGCCAGAGCAGCGGCUGUCACAGCUCUGGAGGUGGUGGCUGUCACAGCUCUGGCGGCGGUGGUGGCUGUCACAGCUCCGGUGGCGGCGGUGGAUGUCAUAGUUCUGGUGGUGGCGGUGGCUGUCACAGCUCCGGUGGUGGUGGCUGUCACAGCUCUGGUGGCAGCGGUGGCUGUCACAGCUCUGGCAGCUCCAGCUGCCAUGGGAAGCCUCAGGUCCAGUACCACUACCAGCAGCAGCCGCAGCAGCAGCAGCAGCAGCAGAUCCACCAGCUGCCCUCGCAGAAGAUGAAGUGAUGGAGCAUGGACCAGCUCCCCACAGAGCUCUGCACUCCCCAGGGCACCC
Numida meleagris (helmeted guineafowl) is the source of this 405-nucleotide messenger RNA. RefSeq names its product loricrin-like. Lineage: Eukaryota; Metazoa; Chordata; Aves; Galliformes; Numididae. The coding region runs from base 12 to 356 and encodes 114 amino acids. The record is from RefSeq and is a predicted model, not a curated record. The transcript has a single exon.